Aplysia californica (California sea hare) is the source of this 1680-nucleotide messenger RNA. RefSeq names its product ATP-dependent translocase ABCB1-like. The coding region runs from base 1 to 918 and encodes 305 amino acids. Gene Ontology annotation, cellular component: membrane. Gene Ontology annotation, molecular function: ATPase-coupled transmembrane transporter activity; ATP hydrolysis activity; ATP binding. The record is from RefSeq and is a predicted model, not a curated record. The transcript is spliced from 5 exons. Lineage: Eukaryota; Metazoa; Mollusca; Gastropoda; Aplysiida; Aplysiidae.
AUGUUUCACCACAGAGUAUUGGUAUGCAUCCUGUACGGCUCUGCUUAUCUGGGAGAGGGCUCGGGUUUGUUUCCAAGCGUUGCAGCAGCCAAGAUCGCAGCAAGACGGAUUUUCAAACUGACUGACGCUGUGCCAACCAUAGAUGCCUUCUCAACAGAAGGUGCACAACCUAAGGAGUUCGGCAGCAAUAUAGAGUUUAAAGGUGUCCACUUCUCCUAUCCCACCCGGCCUAGCGUGCCAAUCUUACAAGGACUAAACCUGACCGUGGAGCCCGGGCAGACAGUGGCCCUAGUUGGCGCCAGUGGGUGUGGUAAGAGCACUACCAUCAGCCUCCUGGAGAGAUUUUAUGACCCAAAAGAGGGUAGACUGAUUCUCGGAGGUCAUGAUUCUAAAUCCUUAAACAUCCAGUGGCUUCGCAAUCAGAUCGGCAUCGUGUUCCAGGAACCUACGCUUUUUGAUCGGAGCAUUGCAGAAAAUAUCGCCUACGGUGACAACACUCGCAAAGUGGGAAUGGAAGAAAUCAUUCAAGCAGCAAAAAAUGCCAACGUUCAUUCCUUCAUAGAGGCUCUCCCGCUGGGUUAUGAGACAAACGUUGGAGGCCGAGGCACUCAGCUCAGUGGAGGUCAGAAACAGAGAGUGGCGAUAGCAAGGGCGCUUGUUAGAAAUCCCAAGAUUCUUUUGUUGGACGAGGCCACGUCAGCCCUGGAUACAGAAAGUGAAAAGAUCGUUCAAGAAGCUUUGGAUAAAGCCCGACAAGGCCGCACAUGCGUAACCAUCGCUCACCGACUGUCCACGAUCCAGAAUGCUGACAAGAUCAUUGUCUUUGAGCAGGGUGUAGUGACUGAGGCAGGCACCCAUGCUCAACUCAUGGCCAACAAAGCGCAAUAUUACACACUUCAGUCAAUGAAUGCUGUGUAGUUCAUUUCCGAGCUGAACAGAAAGUAAUAGAUGUUAUGUAAAAUAUAGUCGACUCGCUGUACGGAAUAAGGACACUUGACCAAUUUCAAGGACAUUACUGUUCUUGCAAGUUUAAUAUUGUAUUUCUACCCCCCCCCCCCCCAAAAAAAAAAUUAUUUUAAAAAAUGCAAUAUGCCAACCAUGAGUUUCUAGGAGUGAUUGUUUGGCAUUUUCUGAGUAGAAUACACAAUGUACAGAUAGAAGACGCAGAACGCUAUUAUUCCAACAGAUGAACUGAACGUAUGCAAUAACGUGUUAGUUCUCCCAGGGGUGAAACAAUACACCCAUUGGUUGCUCUACUAUCUCGUCUUUUCCCCAAAAGACAAGCAACUGUAUUUGGAGUAAUAUGCCCAACGAUCGGGAAAAACUGCUGUAGGUAAAUUAGAACUAUAUUAGAAAACUGAAUCUCGCUAUCAUUUUAUCCAACAGACAGUGAAUUCUCACUAUGGUGAAUUAGGUUUGAAAGUGGAAAUGGAGCUUUUAAAUGUUCAUAAUGUGACAAACUCUUGUCAACCAGAAUUGGUCUCAUUGGCUAUAACAGAAGCCACAAGUCAUUUUAAUGCUUAUUUCUUCUACCUCGCUGAAAAAAAUUAUUAUGAUCAUUAUUACAAUCAUUCUUCUUUUUCUUUCUUUUUACAAUAAUUAUUCUCAUGUUCUUAGAUAUAACAGUAGCGGCUCGUGGUUUAUAGAACUGACCGGCCGUUAUUCACGUCGACUAUUCCU